AAAGAGGCUUUACUGCUAUGCCAAAUAUCGUUUUUAGGGUUUCUUCAUAAUUGAUUUAUUAGCGUUAAUUGCAUGCUUCUGUUGCUCUCCAUUCCAUUCUUCUCCCUCCUUAUCCCUUUCUUGAAUUCUUACCGUGAAAACCCUAACUUCGGUCGCAAUCCAGCAAGAAUUAUCUUGGUGUGACCUUUUGGCGAAGUUUGGUUAAUAAAGAAGAAAACGGGGGAACUAAGUUGUGAUGGGUGCACCGGAGAAGUUGGCUACUUCCAACAACAAUUCGAUGCAGCGUGUCAAGGUAUAUCGACUCAAUGACGAUGGAAAAUGGGAUGAUCAAGGGACUGGUCAUGUCACUGUUGACUAUUUGGAGAGGUCGUCUGAAGAGUUGAGCUUGUUCGUCAUUGAUGAAGAAGACAAUGAAACACUGCUUGUGCACCGUAUUAGCUCCGACGAUAUAUAUCGGAAGCAAGAAGAUACAAUAAUUUCAUGGAGGGAUUCAGAGUAUUCAAGUGACCUAGCUCUUAGCUUUCAAGAGACUACAGGGUGUUCGUACAUAUGGGACCAUAUUUGCAAUAUCCAGCGCAAUCUGCAUUUUGAUACUCUUCGCAAUGAGACAUCAUAUCAUGGGGCUAACAAUGAGUUGAGGGAGUUGCCGGCAGUAGAGCUAUCAACACUUCCUUCAAUACUUAAGGUUGUGGUUGACAGUAGUGUUACGGAUCAGUUGUGUGUAACAGAGCUCAUACUCCAUGAUCAAAUCUUUUUCCGGAAGUUGAUGGAUUUGUUUAGAGCAUGCGAAGAUUUGGAAAACAAGGAUGGCCUUCAUAUGAUAUACAAAAUUGUCAAAGGGAUCAUUCUACUCAACAGUCCUCAGAUCUUUGAGAAAAUAUUUGGUGAUGAAUUAAUUAUGGAUGUUAUUGGAUGUCUCGAAUUUUACGGAGUUUGUGCGCAGCACACAGCUUUACCAGACUGCUGGACCAACAUCAGUUAUGACUUGGAGACACCUCACAUCCAUCAUCGCAACUUCCUUAAAGAACAUGUUGUCUUCAAGGAGGCCAUACCAAUUAAGGAUCCCCUAGCCUUGUCAAAGAUACAUCAGACGUACAGAAUCGGUUAUCUGAAGGAUGUUGUAUUACCUAGGGUAUUGGAUGAGGCUACAAUUGCAAGCCUUAAUUCUAUGAUUCACUCAAAUAAUGGAAUGGUUGUCACUUUAUUAAAAGAUGAUAGCACCUUUAUUAAGGAGUUGUUUGCAAGAUUAAAAUCCCCUAACACGUCUCCUGAUUCCAAGAGAAAUUUGGUAUUUUUUUUGCAAGAGUUUUGUAGCCUAAGCAAGAGCUUGCAGAUGGUCCAGCAACUCCGGCUAUUCAGAGAUCUAGUGAAUGAAGGCAUAUAUGGUGUGAUUACAGAUAUUUUGCAGAGUGAAGAUAAGAAGCUUGUUCUGACUGGGACAGACAUCCUCAUUUUUUCCGUGAACCAGGAUCAAACCAUGUUGCGUUCUUAUGUUAAUCGGCAGGAAGGUGGUGCAUUACUUGGACUUCUGGUGAAAGGGAUGCUUACAGAUUUUGGGGAUGAUAUGCAUUGCCAGUUCCUCGAAAUAAUUCGAAGUCUCCUGGAUUCUUUUUCUUCUGGAGGACAGAGAGAUGCCAUUGUUGAAAUUUUCUAUGAGAGGCACUUGGAUCAACUAAUCAAUGUUAUAAUGUCAUCAUGCCCUCCAAAUGAUGCUGCCAUGGCUGGUCAUACAUCCAAGAAUUCGAAUGGAAAUCAUGGGAUUCAAACCAAUACAAAGCCUGAAAUACUUCUGAACAUAUGUGAUCUCCUAUGCUUCUGCGUUCUGCACCAUCCUUAUAGAAUAAAGUGCAACUUCUUGCUUAAUGGUGUAGUAGAUAAAGUUCUAUAUCUAACUCGAAGAAAGGAAAAGUAUCUUGUAGUUGCAGCUGUUCGUUUCGUUCGAACUCUAAUCUCACAUAACGAUGAACAUCUUAUGAGUUAUAUUGGAAAGAACAACGUAUUUAGACCCAUUAUUGAUGCUUUUAUCCGUAAUGGAAGUCGCUAUAAUUUGUUGAACUCUGCCAUUUUGGAGCUCUUUGAGCAUAUCCGCAAGGACAAUUUGAAGAUACUGCUGAAGUAUUUGGUUGAAACCUUUUGGGAUCAGUUGGUCAAAUUUGACAGUUUGCCUUCCAUUCAAUCUCUCAAAGUUAGAUAUGAUCAGGCCCAGGAGCAUGCAUCAAACCGAAAUGACCCGGGUCCCCUCGACACCAGAAGACGUGUAGACGAGCGUGCUUUGGAGAAGGAAGAGGAGGAUUAUUUCAACGGGGAUAGUAGUGAUGAAGAAGAUUCCACAUCUGCAUUGAGGCCUCGUUCGACAAGGAUACGUCCACAACCCGGUUUAUCCAAUGGAUCUGAUGCAAGCUGCCCAUCAACAAGGGCUGGUGGCUUAGUUGAUUAUGAAGAUGAUGAGGAUGACGAAGACUACAAACCACCACCAAGGAAACAGUCGGAAAAACCUGAAGAUGAUGAAGGAACUUUAGAACUUAGAUUGAAAAGAAAACUUUUGGGUGCAAAGGAAGAACCUGAUCUGGUAAAGAAGCGUCGGUUAGGAGGGAAAAGCCCCAAGUCAAAAGAAAUUGUAUUGGCCACAUUAUGUUCAACUCUAAGCCAGGCAGUAUUACCUGCAAAAUCAGUGGCUGGAACAAAUGACACGAAUGAAAUCCGUCUUGAAGAGAAAGGAUCUGCAAGCCAAUCUGAGAAUAGUAAUGUGGAAAACGGACCAGAAAAAGGAGUCACAGGCCAAUAGACAGCCAUUUGGAUAGUUUUGCAUACUUAUCCGCAUAGGAAACAGCUACCCAGGUAUACCAAAUGGUUCUUGAUUCUCGAGUUAUAAUAUGCAUGCGGGCAUGUGUAAAUCUGUCCCGUGUGGUAGCUGACAACUUUCUUCAACAAAGAGAUGAAUUGCAGAAAAAUGAGAACAAUUCCUAACGAGAUUCUUGAAAGCAUGAAUCCAUCUUCCCCGGGUCAGUUACUUAUUCUUGAUGCUUUCAGCCCAUGUACAAACAAACCCUCUGUUAAUGUUGAACUUCUUACCUCCAAAUUUUGCGUAGCUUUUAUCAACUAUCCUUUUUUCGUUGCAAUGGGUUCCKUUUUAGCAAUGUGAAUUGUUAUUGGGCAUGUUUAGUUAUUACCCAUUUGGUUUGCAACUUGUUUUGUGGUGGGUUUGUGUGUAAAAAGGUGGAAAGGUUAUGAAUAUAGGUAAAAAGAUGACACAGGGUCGCCCGUUUGGAAGAUGUAGUUUAAGAAAGGUGUAGUAUAUGUUGUACAUUGCGGUUUCGAAAGGAAAGUGAAAGAAAUAUGAGUUAGAUAUGAUUCAUAAA
Molecule: messenger RNA, 3359 nt
Organism: Cynara cardunculus var. scolymus (artichoke)
Lineage: Eukaryota; Viridiplantae; Streptophyta; Magnoliopsida; Asterales; Asteraceae
Product: serine/threonine-protein phosphatase 4 regulatory subunit 3-like
Exons: 25
Coding region: 236-2785 (849 amino acids)
Biological process (GO): protein dephosphorylation
Cellular component (GO): protein phosphatase 4 complex; nucleoplasm
Molecular function (GO): protein phosphatase activator activity
Source: RefSeq, a predicted model, not a curated record